UCAUCAUGUCGUCAGUUCCUUGUUAUGAACUUCAGCAUAGAUCUGACUGCUGCUUAUCACUGCUGCUGCUCCACAGCUCAUGCACAACUUUUGUCUGUUCAUUUCCAGCUCUUUCAAUUCAAACACUUGUGGUUCAGUCGCGACAUUUGUUUUCUAGCACAGAAUGGCAGUGGACUGGUUGGGCUUUGCCUAUGCUGCAGCUCUUGUUCUGGGCGGAUACAUGGGCUAUAAAAGAAAAGGAAGUGUGGUGUCGUUAAUUGCCGGACUCUUCUUUGGGAGUAUGUCUGCAUAUGGAGCAUAUAAAAUAUCAAAUGACCCACGUGAUUACUGGACCUCUCUGAUCGCUGCUGGUGUUCUGGCUGCUGUGAUGGGAAUGAGGUUCAGGAAGUCUGGAAAAUUAAUGCCUGCAGGCAUCAUGGCAGGACUGAGCUUCCUGAUGGUUUUGCGGCUUUUGAUCUUCUAAGGGUCCAUGGACAGACCGCACUUGGACCUUUCUCACAUCGUCGUCUGGAUAUUUGCAAUGUUCAUUUCAUCAAUUUUUAUCACCAAUUUGUAUCUUGUACAUUCCAAAUAAAUCUGUCCAUUUUA
Molecule: messenger RNA, 588 nt
Organism: Labeo rohita (rohu)
Lineage: Eukaryota; Metazoa; Chordata; Actinopteri; Cypriniformes; Cyprinidae
Gene: tmem14a
Product: transmembrane protein 14A
Exons: 5
Coding region: 164-463 (99 amino acids)
Biological process (GO): regulation of heme biosynthetic process
Cellular component (GO): mitochondrial membrane
Source: RefSeq, a predicted model, not a curated record